AUGGCUCCUCAAAUCUUGAACAAUACUCCCUUGAACCGGGGCUCUUCCGGUCUAGCCAAAGCCGGCAGCCUGCCCAGCCGUGCUUACGUCACCUUCCUGGCCGGCAACGGGGACUACGUGAAAGGCGUGGUGGGGCUGGCCAAGGGGCUGAGGAAGGUCAACAGCAUAUACCCGCUAGUCGUGGCUGUGCUGCCGGAUGUUCCGGCGGAGCACCGCCGGAUACUGGUGGAUCAGGGCUGCAUAGUGCGUGAGAUCCAGCCGGUUUACCCGCCGGAGAACCAAACCCAGUUCGCCAUGGCCUACUACGUCAUCAACUACUCCAAGCUUCGCAUUUGGGAGUUUGUGGAGUACAGCAAGAUGAUAUAUUUGGAUGGGGACAUUCAGGUGUUCGAUAACAUUGACCAUCUGUUUGACCUGCCCAACGACUACUUCUACGCCGUGAUGGACUGUUUUUGCGAGAAGACAUGGAGCCACACUCCUCAGUACAAAAUCGGGUACUGCCAGCAGUGCCCGGAUCGGGUCAAGUGGCCCAAAGAAUUGGGCCCAAAGCCCGCUCUCUACUUCAACGCCGGCAUGUUCGUGUUCGAGCCCAGUCUGCCCACUUACCACGACCUCUUGCGGAAGCUCAAAGUCACCACUCCAACUUCAUUCGCUGAACAGGAUUUUCUGAACAUGUUCUUUAAGGACAAAUACAAGCCGAUCCCGAAUGUGUACAAUCUCGUGCUGGCCAUGCUUUGGCGCCACCCGGAGAACGUGAAGGUCGAGGAGGUGAAGGUGGUGCACUACUGUGCGGCGGGGUCCAAGCCGUGGCGCUACACCGGCGAAGAAGAAAACAUGGACCGGGAGGAUAUCAAGAUGCUAGUGGCCAAGUGGUGGGACGUGUAUAAUGACCACACACUGGAUUACAACCACCCUGGAACCCCAGCCGCGGCCGCCGCCGACGAGGCGGAAGAGGCCCAGCUGGCGGCGGCGCUGAACGAGGCCGGGGUUGUUCACUAUAUCGCCGCCCCUUCCGCCGCCUGA
Striga hermonthica is the source of this 1023-nucleotide messenger RNA. Lineage: Eukaryota; Viridiplantae; Streptophyta; Magnoliopsida; Lamiales; Orobanchaceae. The record is from the annotation of a GenBank genome assembly.